This is a messenger RNA of Glycine soja, 3829 nucleotides long. RefSeq lists its product as uncharacterized. Gene Ontology annotation, molecular function: RNA binding; ubiquitin-protein transferase activity. Bases 410 to 3148 code for a protein of 912 amino acids. Gene Ontology annotation, biological process: protein ubiquitination. The record is from RefSeq and is a predicted model, not a curated record. The transcript has 15 exons. Lineage: Eukaryota; Viridiplantae; Streptophyta; Magnoliopsida; Fabales; Fabaceae. Gene Ontology annotation, cellular component: CCR4-NOT complex.
GGUGUUUUAUGCUUUUCUUCAUUUUAAUCUACGAAUAUUAUUUGAUGAUUAUUUGUGCUAUCGCUUAACUCGUUGUUUCUGUGUAGUAGAGUUAAUGUUAUCCGAGUUGUAGCAACGGAUAAGGAAGCGUGGAUUUCACACUCAGGGUUUAUCCUCCUUCACUGUUUUCACCAGUGGCUGGAACUAGAAUUAGUUUAAAUUCCAUGCAAAUAUUUAGUUUCGUGUUGCUGCCGUUUACCGUGUUGAGUUGAAUGGAGUGUGAAUUUAGUUUGGAGAAAGAAAUUGAGGGAAUAAUCACUAAUGCAGUAGUGCUGGUUUCAAGUUAGUGGCGAAACGUUAAUUCGGAUAGUAGAACUUACCACGGAGCUUCACUAGUGGUGGUGCAUUCUGAAUUCCCUGGACAAUCAUCAUGGCUGACAAAGGAGGAAAAUCAUGUCCCAUAUGUACUGAGGAGAUGGACCUGACUGAUCAGCAGCUGAAGCCAUGCAAAUGUGGUUAUGAGAUUUGUGUCUGGUGUUGGCAUCAUAUAAUGGAAAUGGCACAGAAGGAUGAAACUGAGGGCCGUUGUCCAGCCUGUCGUUCCCCUUAUGACAAAGAACGUAUUGUAGCAAUGGCAGCAAACUGUCAAAGAUUGGUUGCUGAAAUGAAUUCACAGCAUAAAAAGAAAAUGCAGAAACUGAAUUUGAAGCCUAAGUCAGUGGAUGGAAGGAAACAUCUUAGUGAUGUUAGAGUCAUUCAACGCAACCUAGUGUACAUAAUUGGGCUGCCUCUAAACCUUGCAGAUGAAGAACUACUUCAGUGCAAGGAGUACUUUGGCAGGUAUGGAAAGGUUAUGAAAGUGUCAUUAUCUCGAACAGCAAAUGGCAUAAUCCAACAUUCUGCAAACAACAGCUGUUGUGUGUAUAUAACAUACUUUAAAGAAUCUGAAGCAGUUCGAUGUAUUCAAUCAGUGCACUGUUUUGUAUUAGAAGGUAGACCCUUGAGGGCUUGUUUUGGAACCACAAAGUAUUGCCAUGCAUGGUUGAGAAAUGUGCCUUGCAGCAAUAAAGAUUGUUUAUAUCUACAUGACCAUGGUUCUCACGAGGAUAGCUUUACCAAAGAUGAACUAGUUUUAGCAUUUGCCAGGAGUAGAGUCCAACAAAUCAUUGGUGCUACAAAUAAUUUGCAUCGGCGUUCAGGGAAUGUUUUACCUCCACCAGUAGAUGAUCCUAAACAUAUGUCAUCAGCCACCAAAUUAGUGUCCAAAAGUCCUUUAGAUAAAUGUGAGAACCAGAUUAAAGGAUUUGCUUCAGGUAUUGGGGCUGCCAAUUCAACUGUGCUUCCUGCGAUGUCCUCUUGGGUUAGGUGUGUAUCCGGCAAUCUUCCACAGGAUACAAUUUCAUCGUGUUCUGGUAAUCUGGCAAAUAGAAAGGUUGAGGCAUCUAAUGAUCUGCAAGGCCUUGUAUCAGGAGUUGCUUGCACUGAAAGGUCUAUUAAUACAAGAUCAGGGGAAGCUGAAAAUAGCUCUGACGUUUGUUCCAAUGGUGCCUUCGUACCUUCAGAGACGAACAACCAUAAUAUCGGUGGAAAUUCUAAAACAUCAGCUUUUAUGGGCAAUGAUCAAGAUACUGCAGCACCUUCUGUGAACACAGGCUUCCUGGAGCUCUCCAGACAACAUGAUUUCAAUAUUGACACUGCAGUUGGCAUUAAUUCAAAUGGGGAUGUGCAUGGCUUAUGUUUAGGGUUAUCAUCUAUUAGCAUUAAUGAUCAUCUAGAAGAUUCAUACUUCACUCCUGAUUCAGACAGAUUACCUUUUACUCUUAACUCAAUCAAUUCCUCUCUAGGGCAGCAUUUGCAGCAAGAUAAUGAGUAUUCAACAGAACAGUCAUCCACACCAGCAUUUUGGGAAGAUAUCAUUGUGGAUGACAUACUAAACAUAGACUCUGAACAACAAAAAUUCAGCAAAGACAUCAAUUGUUUGUCAUCAUCUGGGCUCCAUUCUACUUGUCUACCUCAGAAUGUAAACCAAUCAAGCCAUCAACCAUUUAAGCAAGAUCAAAUUUGUAGCCAGAAUCAUUUCAGAAAACCUUCUACUGAGUCUUUUAAUGAACACUUGGAGACAGGACAUGUUAAGCAUGUGGAGAGUAAAGAUAAUGGUACAGGUGUUGAUAAUAUGGUUGCUUCAGACAUGGGAGAGAACAAUAUUAUAUCUGAUAUUUUGUCUUUGGAAUUAGAUGCAUGGGAAGGUUCAUUAGUUAAUUUGUUGGGUGAGAGGGAUGAACUGUACAGACCCUUUAAAGCAGCUACUUUGCGGAAAGUCCAAGACAAAAAUCAGUCAAGGUUUUCCUUUGCAAGACAGGAUGAUUUCAUGAAUGAGGCAUCUAAUUUGCAGCAACCAUUUGCGGUUACUGGGCAUGGUCCUGAAGGGAACUUUUCAUCAGGUGGUUUAAUAGGAAACAAAGAUACAGUCACUGGAAAAUACCCACAUGUCUUCCCAUCUGGCAAUUCUGUAUCAUCAGAUAAAUUUGUUGGAAGUCAGUCUUUUGUGCCAUCUAAUAUUUCCAUGUCAAAAGCUCACUCAUCAGGGCCGCCAGGAUUUUCAUUGUCCAGCAGAAUACCUCCAGGGUUUUCGUGUGGGAGAGUAGAACAGGAUAGUAAUACUUCUGUGAAACAUUUGCAGCAGCAGUAUGUUUCUUCAACUGGAAAUAUUGGCAGCAUGGGAGAUGAAUUUAACAAUCUUGCAGUAUUGAACUUUGGUAAGGGCAUGUUGGCUGAAAGGCUGAAUAAUGCUUCUUUUGACAUGAGGCAAACUUCGCUUCCACAGUUUAUUCCUGGUGAAGAUGAUCCUAGACUUAAGCUGUUAAUGCAACAAUCCACACCUACCCAGAAUUUAAGAUUUCCAGAUCAUGUUGGAAAUAGGUUUCUCCCCCAAAAUGAUUCUUAUAGAAUUUCCUCAAGGUUUCUUGAUCAAUUUCCGCCUAACAGUCCAUCAAUUUACGAACAAUUACAUUCUCAACAGUUCAGUAGUAAUACUCUUCCAUCAAAUAACCAGUGGGGUGGUUGGAAUGAUGCCAAGAAUUUCAGUGACCUGUCCAUAUCAGAAGUAUUGAAUAAUGAGAGAGUGGGAUUUAGUAAUUUCAUGCCUAAUUAUGAGAAUAUCAAGUUUUAACCACCUGCAGUCACUGAUCUACUACUAGAUCAGUGAUGGUGGCAGUUUUGUCUGAUCUACUAGAUUAGUGAUGGUGGCAGUUUUGUCUCAACUGAAAUUCCUCGUCAAUGCACUAUGAGCCUCAGAUGACAGUCGAUGUGAACCAAACCUUGUCUAAAAAAUCGGAGAUUCCUUGAUUUGUCUGAAAUUAUGUUCUAGUAAUGUCAUGUAAGGGUAUCUUGAGACCCGUUUCAAAUCAGUUUAGAAUUUGAAUACUCUGAAUUCCAUACACAAUUCUGCUAUCAAAUGGCCAGUAGUAUCAACCACCCUGUGCUUAGCUUCAUUGCCAAGCUCUAGAAUCUGUGGUUUCCCUCGUUAUGGUAGGCGGACAUUACUGGCAAACGGUGUCAAUUUUUCUCUGGGUUACACAUCUGGCUUGGCCUCGGAGGAUUUUAUGUUGGGUCACAAUUAGUUUAUGCCAUCAAACUGCAGAAAUUGACAGAGCUAAGAUGAUAAGCGUUAGUGAAUGGGGAAAUUCCUGCUUAGAAUGGUGAAAGAGCCCAUAGAUUUGAUGUUUUCAUCAUGCCUGAAACAGUUUGUCCUGAAUUUGUUACCAAUGUCGAACUUGGAAUUAUACACUGGUAAUGUACUUAAUGUAUAUGUGUGAAUAUAUAUAAAUAUAGAUUUUAAUUUCUUAGUAAA